AAAGAAAGAAGGGGAGAAGAAGAAGCACGGAGAGGCGCGUAAAGCGGCAGACUGCAUCAAAAUUAUCAGUCCAGGACUUGAUCCCGCGCGCCAGCUAGGAUGGCACAGCCUGCCUUGAAAAGUUUCACACAUCGUUUCUAGUCAAAGUUGGGAUUACUUUGGACACUUGGUGAGUUUGCGCCCUGCUGUAAACACUGACGUGUGCAUUUUUUUCCUAUUGUUUUGCUUCACUACGUUGGACGGACGGAGUGGGUUUUUCGCCGCGUCCCCCCUUCGGGUGGAUUUGAGAGAAAUGAGUGAGAGGAGGCGAUCUGCCGCAGCUCUGAGCUCUAGAGCCCACGCUUUUUCCGUGGAAGCCUUGAUCGGCUCUAACAAGAAGAGGAAGCUCCGGGGCUGGGAGGAGAAGGAGCUGGAGUUGUCCAUGGAGAGCCUCGCCACGGACGGAGAGGAUCCGGCGCACUGUCUGGAUAUGGACCCGGACUCAGAGGCGAGUCCCGGCUCGGACGGAGAGGGUCUGGCCGAGAGGACGUCCUGCUCCUUUGGCUCACCUGCCGAUUUGGCCCCGGGCCCCUGCGACGCCUCUCCCCAGGCCUCCAUGGAGGAGAUCCAGGUAGAGCUGCAGUGCGCAGACCUGUGGAAGCGCUUCCACGAUAUCGGUACAGAGAUGAUCAUCACUAAGGCUGGCAGGAGGAUGUUUCCUGCUAUGCGAGUAAAAAUUGCAGGCCUGGACCCCCAUCAGCAGUAUUACAUUGCCAUGGACAUAGUGCCAGUGGACAACAAGAGAUACAGGUAUGUGUACCACAGCUCCAAGUGGAUGGUGGCAGGAAAUGCAGACUCUCCAGUGCCUCCACGGGUCUACAUCCACCCGGACUCUCUGGCCUCAGGAGACACCUGGAUGAGGCAGGUGGUCAGCUUUGACAAACUCAAACUGACAAACAACGAGCUAGAUGACCAGGGACACAUCAUCCUCCACUCCAUGCACAAGUAUCAGCCUCGUGUACAUGUCAUCAGGAAGGACUUCAGCAGCGAACUGUCUCAAAACAAGCCUGUGCCCAGUGGGGAGGGAGUGAAGACUUUCAGCUUCCCUGAGACUGUCUUCACCACUGUUACUGCCUACCAGAACCAGCAGAUCACCAGACUAAAGAUUGACCGCAACCCAUUUGCCAAAGGAUUCCGGGAUUCAGGACGAAACAGGACCGGCCUGGAGGCGAUCAUGGAGACAUAUGCUUUCUGGAGACCUCCAGUGAGGACCCUCACAUUUGAAGAUUUUACUAAUAUGCAGAAACAGCAAGGUGGCAGCACAGGCACUUCUCCCACCACCUCCAGCACAGGAACUCCUUCUCCCUCUGGUGCAGCACACCUCCUGUCUCCUUCCUGUUCACCCCCAACCUUCCACUUGGCCCCAAACACCUUCAAUGUGGGCUGCAGAGAAAGUCAACUCUGCAACUUGGGCUUAACGGAGUACCCCGCCUGUGCUCGCAGCAACAUGGCAGCACUGCAGGGCUAUGGUGGCCUGGCUGACAGUUCCUAUGGACGCCUCCAAGCUGCAGGGGGUGCUGUGGCUUCUGCUCAACCCUCUGAAUCCUUCUUGCCACAGAGGACUUCCUCCUUGAUUGCUGCUGGCAUGCAGGGUGGCACUCAUGCCUCCCUGACCGGCAGUGGCAGUGGCAACAGCACAGGUAGCAAGAUGGAUGCCUAUAGCAGUCAGCUCGGCUCUUUCCCAGCCUCUCAGCUUCAGUACGUGAUGCAGGCUGGCGGUAGCUCCAGCUCUGCCUCGUCCUCUUCAUCAGGUUCCUCCCCUUCCUCUGCCCAUAUGUUUAGCGGAAGUCACCACCAUGUGCAGCAGGGCUCUUACAAUGCUUUCUCCCUCCACAACCCUUACAACUUAUAUGGAUACAACUUCCCCACCUCUCCUCGACUGGCUGCAAGCCCCGAAAAGCCCCAAGGGGGGUUGCUCUGCUCCUCCGCUCCUGCAGGGGCCUUCGCUGAGCGCCAGUACUUGUCUAAUGGUAGCAUGGACACUAUGCACAUGAUCAGCAACUCCACCGGCAGCCAGCAGGGCAGCAACUCUUGUGAUGGACGUCAGUAUGGCUCCUCUUCUCAGAUGUCCAUGCACAUGGUGUAAGAACUGAGAAUGCAUCUCACAGAGCUCCAUGUUACCAAAGUCUUUCAGGUGAAAAGCAAAAUUUUAAUCGGUAAGGGAUGGUACUGAAGAGGAACCAGCAUUUUUACAUGCAGCAUUUAGAUGCUGAGGUACCAUGAAACUUUUCAGAAACACUCCACCACUCACUACAAUACAGAGUGAGUCAAAACUACUAUUUAAUUAUCCUCAUAUUAAUAAAUAAAAACAGUGGUACAACAGCUGGACUCUUACUGAUGGCAAAGAAAGAGCAAACUCGGAUCAGUGUAAGAAGAAAAAGGAAGGAGUGCCUAUGUUCUGAUUCAGAAAGUAUGUCAAUUUGUUAUGGUGCAAUAAUAGCAACAGUCCCUUCAAAUGACUUAUUCUUAAUUUUAGGGACUCAUAGGCCAUCUAGUCUUCCUGCCACCCUGUAACCAAAGAAUCUUUACUGUGAUCCAGAAGUUUUUACUUCACGCAGCACUUGUGCCAUUUUGGUAUAGGAAUGUCAAAAGGUCAGUGGUUUGCUGUCAUGGUCUGAGGUUUUGGCUAGAAUGAAAGGGACAACUGGACAAGAUCACAGAAUGACUCACCGCUCCACAUUCAUGAAGGAGAUGAAAUAUCUGGACGCUGUGGCGGCCAUUUGUAGUGCCAAACAGUGUCACUGCAGGUUUGUUUUACAGAUAAACUUUUUAAAAACUCCAGCAGACAUGAACAGGACACAAGAGAUCAGGACUGCAUUGCACAACUUCAUCCAUGAGACUUUUUCACGGAAUAGAAUGGCUUCACUAUGUUUGAGUGAAUUAUGGUUUUAACAUAUAUAUAUAUAUAUAUAUAUAUAUAUAUAUAUAUAUAUAUAUAUAUAUAUAUAUAUACAUAUAUAUAUAUUUAUAUAUAUAUAUAUAUGGAGCCAAUAACAUAAGCUUAAAAAGUUGUUGUGUGAAAUAUAUAAAAUAAGCAAUAGCAAAAGAGAGUAAAGUAUGUUGUGAUGUGUAUUAGAGAUGUGUAUUUAAGAUCUGAGCGAUAUAGCAGUUUUACCACCCAGUCUGUUAUAAAAAUGUGUGGAAAAGGGUACUAGCAAAGUAAUUCUUUUUUGAGGCAUUUAAAACAAAUGUAAAUAAAGGUGCCA
Messenger RNA from Melanotaenia boesemani (Boeseman's rainbowfish), 3245 nucleotides. It is a transcript of the gene tbx15, whose product is annotated as T-box transcription factor 15. The transcript is spliced from 8 exons. Gene Ontology annotation, biological process: regulation of transcription by RNA polymerase II; positive regulation of DNA-templated transcription; cell fate specification. Lineage: Eukaryota; Metazoa; Chordata; Actinopteri; Atheriniformes; Melanotaeniidae. Gene Ontology annotation, cellular component: nucleus. The record is from RefSeq and is a predicted model, not a curated record. Gene Ontology annotation, molecular function: RNA polymerase II cis-regulatory region sequence-specific DNA binding; DNA-binding transcription factor activity, RNA polymerase II-specific. Bases 293 to 2125 code for a protein of 610 amino acids.